This is a messenger RNA of Amphibalanus amphitrite, 1555 nucleotides long. RefSeq lists its product as uncharacterized. The transcript has 5 exons. The coding region runs from base 153 to 1361 and encodes 402 amino acids. The record is from RefSeq and is a predicted model, not a curated record. Lineage: Eukaryota; Metazoa; Arthropoda; Thecostraca; Balanomorpha; Balanidae.
GAAGGGGUUAUGAACCGUGAAUAAUCCAUUUGAAAAGACAUGUAAAGCUUCAGCCCACUCGAAAAAGCAAAAGAUGUCUUUUGAGGACUAACUGAUCAUUGUCAUCUGGCUGACCUGACCUGAACUUUUUCGACCACUAGCAGUCGCGUACCAUGAACUUUCUGUACAACCGCGGCGGCCGGUCGGGCGGCUCGGACGGCCACUCGCCGCUCUCGCUCGGUCGAGGUCGGGUCAAACUGCAGCCGCGUCGACUGCGGUCCGCCGCCGCUGCCGCCGCCGCCGCCUCCGCCGCCGAACAGGAGGCGUCUGAGCGUGUCACGCGCACACACCUCUUCCUGGGGUUCGGCGGGGGCGGCGGCGGCGGCGGCGACGGCGAAUCGCGGCCGCGUCGCUCGGGCCUGGUCGGCUGGCUGACCGGCCGUGGUAAGAGGAGGACCAGCCGGUCACGCCAGGAGGAGGAGCAGGCUCAGGAGCCGCCGACAGUGACUGUGGUGCCGCCGCCGCCGCCCGACCCGUGUGAGCAGGAGCUACUCUCCCUGGAUCAGCUGAGCCAGGACUGCUUCAUGGUGCCCCACGCACUGGUCCACAGGUUCCUGCCGACUGGGCACAAGCUGCCGACCUCUCCCCCGGCGCGCGGCCAGCGUCUGCGGAUGCACGAGACCAGCGACCCGGACCUGUCGGUGGUCCUGCACGUGCUGACGCCGCUGGAGCCGGUGACGCCGCCCAGUGUGCUGGAGCCCGUCAGCCCGCUGCAGGUCCAGCUUACCGCCUGCCUAUCGCUGCUGAAGAGGGUGGCUGCCGCGGGGAAGACGAGAGAUGCGAUACUGCUUAGUAACCUGGAGAGGACCGAGCCGUUUCCGUUUCUGCUCUACUACACGGUGGCUAAGUCGGGCCGCGCCGCGCAGGAGGUGCUCUCGGAGGUGCGACACGGCGUGCGGACCACGUUCUCACCUCUGCAGACCACCCUGGUCGGUCAGCACACAGUGCGGCUGUACCAGGAGGUGGCCACCAUCGCCCGGCCGCCGCUCACCGACCAGCGGCGUCCCAGCAGUGACCGUACCGGCUACAUCAUCUCUGUGUUCCGGGUCAUGGAGGGGGACGACCGACACAGCUUCGAGCGCGACUGGCCCAGCUGGACCGGAGCACGACUUCUGUACCGGACCAUCCCGAAGCGGGCGGGCCUGCGUCGGAUCGUUCUCCACAAGUCCUACGACUCUGACACGGGGGACAUCUUCUACAUUCUCAGCUGCGAGUACAGCCGGCUGUUAGACGACGUCGUCUCCACUGUGAAGACGCUGCCGGCGCUGAGGGCGCGACUCAUCGGUUAUACUGGCAUCUACAAACCCAUGGCGGUGCUAUGAAGGUGGUAGGAGAGGGGUAGGUUAGUUCUCGUCACAUGUGAAGCUGUUGUGGUGGUUCUAGUUAUGCUGAUGCUAUGACUACGGAAGUGUAUCGGUAUGGAAAGAUAAAAACAUUGACUUGUUUUGAGGGUAAUAUUGAACCAAUGCGCGGUGAAAGGAGAGUGUGUUCAUCGCCACUUUACAGUGACGGCAGU